AUGGACGAACUACCUUCUAUAGAACAACUAUUGCAUGAUUAUCCCAACGAUGUUGUAGCAGAACAGUUACGAGAACUUAAAAGGAAGCUAGAACAGGACAAGGAAAAUCAACCACCCUCCAAACAACUGCGACUGAUUGACUCGGAAAUUUACCAAUGCCAUGUGUGUGGUAAAAAAAUAAAACGAUUACAAAACUUUAGGAGACAUCUGGCAGGUCACGAGAAACCGUUUUCAUGUGUACACUGUAAUACUUCAUUUACGAGGAUGGACAAUUUAAAAAGACAUAUGGCAAGGAAGCAUCAAGAUGGAGGAAACGUUUCAACUAAACCACUUCAUGUACAGUCUCCAUUACCUAAACCACUUCAUGUACGGUCUCCAUUACCUAAACCACCUCACGUACGGUCUCCAUUACCAGGACCACCUCACGUACGGUCUCCAUUACCAGGACCAUCUCACGCCCAGUCUCCAUUACCAGGACCAUCUCACGCCCAGUCUCCAUUACCAGGACCAUCUCACGCCCAGUCUCCAUUACCAGGACCAUCUCACGCCCAGUCUCCAUUACCAGGACCAUCUCACGCCCAGUCUCCAUUACCAGGACCAUCUCACGCCCAGUCUCCAUUACCAGGACCAUCUCACGCCCAGUCUCCAUUACCAGGACCGUCUCGGAUACAGUCUCCCAUACCAAACCUACCCCAAUCUUCCACACGUGAAAGAUAUUCUCCCAUAAUCGAACCCGUUACACCGCCACCUACAAAUAAUCAUCAGUUUUCUGACGAUAGCAGCUUAAAUGGAUCCGCCAAUGUGAGAUCUAUUAACCCUAACGAUGUUGACAAUGCUGAUUUACUAACAUUCUUCAGCAACAUCAAGGAGGAAGUAGUGGAGCAUAUUACACACCAAUGUCAUUCUUUACAGGGUAUUAAAUGGUAUCUCUGUGCACAGGUGGAACUUGAAAAGGAGGAUAAAGAUGGAAACAAGCAACAGUCCUACCCUCAUUUCCGAACUUCUCUCCAUCCCAACCAUAAAGUUCCGGAACUGGUAACCAACUACCUACCUUACGAACAGGAACUAGACAUGACUGGAAUUCAGUACCCCAUGACCAUAUCACAAGUGGAAAAGUUUGAAAGACAAAAUAAUAUUUCUGUGAAUGUGUUUGGGUAUGAGGAUAAGGAUAUUUUUCCUAUGUAUGUUACAAAGCUGCGGCAGAUAAAACCGUCAGAGUAA
Molecule: messenger RNA, 1221 nt
Organism: Pecten maximus
Lineage: Eukaryota; Metazoa; Mollusca; Bivalvia; Pectinida; Pectinidae
Product: SH3 domain-containing protein C23A1.17-like
Exons: 3
Coding region: 1-1221 (406 amino acids)
Biological process (GO): regulation of transcription by RNA polymerase II
Cellular component (GO): chromatin
Molecular function (GO): DNA-binding transcription factor activity, RNA polymerase II-specific; RNA polymerase II cis-regulatory region sequence-specific DNA binding
Source: RefSeq, a predicted model, not a curated record